Fonsecaea multimorphosa CBS 102226 is the source of this 3162-nucleotide messenger RNA. RefSeq lists its product as uncharacterized. The record is from RefSeq and is a predicted model, not a curated record. The transcript has 4 exons. Lineage: Eukaryota; Fungi; Ascomycota; Eurotiomycetes; Chaetothyriales; Herpotrichiellaceae. Bases 1 to 3162 code for a protein of 1053 amino acids.
AUGGCUCUGUCUUCGUCACAGAUCAUUCUUCUCUGUGCGGUCGGUAUUGUUUUGCUGGCGAGACCUGCUCAUGCUUUUGGUGCGGGCAACAUCGGAUCCACUUCGAAAAUCGAGGGGCAAAACUGGCGACAUGGUGAUCUCGAAGACACCUUGCUGACCAUUGUGGCCUCGCGCGCCAUGGGAGGUAAGAAAUUCAGCAAGCUUGACGUCAAGAGAGUUUACUUCGGCAACUGGCUGCGUGACUAUAGCCAGGCUGUCGAUGUCGGCACCGUCAAAUAUGUCAGCGCAGAAGCCAUUCGCAUCCUGCUUUGGGUUCUUGGGUUCAUGUCUUUCGGAUAUGGCUCGGGCGAAUUCGAAGUCACCAGUCAGAGGCUCGGAUGCUACCGACCUGAGGAACAUAUCGACAACCCAAAGGACUAUGCAGACAACCAAGAUGCCAGGCAGUACGAUCGCCGCCUUCGCGGCCCCGUUGACGAACGCCGAGAGCUCUCCAUUAACCCACAGACCGGGUUGAAGAACUACAUCGCUUCUGAGGGCAUGGGAAUUGACACUUCUGCUGGUCUGGUGAGGAAACUCUUCGGUAGAAGCAUCGAGCUCGGACGACAAUAUGCCCGGAGUAAGAACAAGAAGGACCUCUACGAAGCACUCCGGCUACUCGGUACUGGAUCGCACUGCCUGGAAGACUACGCGGCUCACUCCAACUACGUUGAACUUGCGCUCGUCGAGAUGGGUGAACGUGACGUCUUUCCCCAUGUCGGCCGCCGCACUGCUAUCCAACUCCGUGAGGUCCGUCACCCAGUCUACCCGAUUGUCACGGGCACAUUCGGCGGCGUCGACUUCCUCCAUUCUGUCUGUGGCGAAUUUGACGACAAGACGACGCAAUCCGAAAUCCAGGAACUUAACAAUACUCUUCAACAAUACCAAAAUGGCAGCCAGGACAACAGCAUUCUGCAAGAUCUUCUCAAUAAACUGCCCUCGGGCCUGUUUGGUGGAAAGGAUCAAGCAGGAAAAGCCAAUGAACUGCAACAAAACGCGCUGAACCACCAAAUGCAGAACGCCCACAUCACCCCUCGCCAGCCGGAGCAAUGGACCCGUUACCUGGACGAUGUGCAGAGGCAGAUCUACCCGAUCAUAGAAUGGCACGACGAAAUCAUGCAGUCCAUCACCGAAACGAUCGAAAAGAUCCCCAUUCUGCCCGACCUGAUUGAGCAAAUCCAGGACCAAAUCAACAAGUUUGUCUUCAGCUUACUCGCCCCCUUCGUGGUGCCCAUCAUCAACCAAGUCAAGACGGAACUCAACACAGGCUCCAACGAGAUCAUCCAAUCCAGUCUGGCUCAGCAGCACAUUGUCUUCAACGACGACAACUCCUCGGACCCCACGCACUCUAUGCUUUCCAAGGACCACUUCUCCAACAUCCUCAACGAACCCGCGGGGAAAGUGGCCCAUCAGACAGUGAAAUGGGUGGUGCCGCAGAUCGUGGCGUGCUGGGACGAUGAGCGAAUCGACGUCGAGCGGACCCUCAAUCGCAUCAUCCACGGUGUCCUUCACCACCCUGCAUUGCGCGACUAUGGGCAAGACGGUGCCGGCGACGGGCGUCGUAUCAUGUUUGGCGUUGUGGAGGAAUGGUGGCGCGGGAAAUCCGCCUCUGAAAAGGAUGGUCUGCGCGAGCAACUCAGCCGUCGGGGCGUCGAGACAGGCAGAAACCACAAACCGGGGGUCCAGGACCACGGACAUGGAAACAAUCGGCCCCUCGGCAUGGCGAAUCUCAACUUCAACACCAACCAGGUGUCGUCCGGUGGCAUCGCGGGCGGCGCUCUCGGGGCCAUCAGUUCUGCCUUGGGCGGAGACUCCCAGAGUGGUGGUGGCGGCCGACCACCGAAUGUCUCCAGGGCAAGCGACCAACUCGGGAAAAUGGCCGGCGCAGCCGUCGGCGGCGGCGUCCUGGGCUCUCUGGUAGGGGGCCUCACGAGCCAAAUCGGCGGUGACAUCCUCGGCGGCGGGCUCAGCCAGGGUCAAGAGACGUACAAGCGCGACACGUAUAACCGGCAAGACGGAUCCGUUACAGAGACGGUGACGCAGUUGGGUCAGUCGUCUUCCGGGGGUCAUCGGUACGGCCAGGCGCAGUACUCGAGGACCACAGGACCCAGCGGCGAGAGACGGUACGAGGAAUACAACCGUUUUGAGCAGCGAGGGACCGCGAGUGGAGGGUGGCAGAGCGAGGUGCAUCAUCAGGAGCGGACGGCCGAAGGCAGGUAUCACGAGGAGACAAGACGCUACGGCGACAAUGAUAACGACAGUCCCUACGGUGAACGUCGUCAAGAGCAUCAUCGCCCAAAACACCAUCCACACCGACACGAAGAAGAUGACCAACACAGUCGCUACGAACAUGAACAGCGUCGUGACCAGCGAGAGGAGGACCCAUACUCUGCGAGCAGCUACGCCAGCAGCGGCAGACGCCAGCAGCAGUUUGAGCGUGAAAGUUCCGGGUACGGUGGCUCCGAGAGCUACGGGCGCCGCCAGGAGCACGAAUACGGUCGACGACAUGACGAGGAGUAUGGUGGCUCUGGAUACGGCCGUCAUCACGAGCAGCGCCGCGACCGCGACGAGUAUUCCUCCAGCGGAGGAGCCGGGUAUGGCGGCGGUCGGCGGCGGGAAGAAGAAUCGACGACGUACGGUGGUGGUGGCUCCGGCGGAUACGGGCGGGCGGACCUCCAGGAAGAAUCACGGUACGAGUCCAGCGGCUUUGGCGGCGGCAGUCGUCGGGACGAAGAAUCCAGCAACUACGGCUCCGGCUUUAGUGGUGGCGGCGGCGGCGGAUACGGUCGGCGUCAACAAGAAGUGUCUACUACCUACGACGACAUGCCCGGCGGCUUCGGCAGCACCAGACAAGACGAGUACUCCUCCUUCAGCGGCGGCGGGCGCGGCGAUGAGUACGGCGGCGGGCGCGAUGACGGCGGGUAUGCUGGCGGCGGCGGCGGUGGUGGUGGUUUCGGGAGACGAGGCGAGUACGGCGGCGAGAAUGAAGGCUACGGUGGUGACAACGGCGAGGGUGAGGGUGAGGGUGAGGGUGAGGGUCGGCGUCGAUACCGCGAGAGCGGCGACAACGAGGAAUACGGUAGCGGAUACGGUGGUGGGGGUGGGUACGGGAGCUCGCGCUACUGA